Molecule: messenger RNA, 3383 nt
Organism: Cylas formicarius (sweet potato weevil)
Lineage: Eukaryota; Metazoa; Arthropoda; Insecta; Coleoptera; Brentidae
Product: tubulin monoglutamylase TTLL4-like
Exons: 13
Coding region: 1336-3213 (625 amino acids)
Biological process (GO): microtubule cytoskeleton organization; protein polyglutamylation
Cellular component (GO): cilium
Molecular function (GO): tubulin binding; tubulin-glutamic acid ligase activity
Source: RefSeq, a predicted model, not a curated record
AGUAGGGGGCUACUAAAAAGGGAACUAUACCCUAUCUCGAAAAGUAAUUGCUGUAAAGACUUCGGGUUAAAAAACUAAUAACAAAAGUGCCACCAGGAGCGAAAUAAUCUUAUAUUAGCCAGCUAAAGUUGCAAUAAAUUAGAUUCUUUUUUGUUAAAUCAUUUUGCGCUAUCCCUUAAAUGAAAGUGGUGGGGAGUGUUCAAACAUUUUCGGAAAUAAACGCUGCCCUGUUCAGAUUGAUUUGCUUGAAUCGCGGUAGCGACACCACUAUAAAUAAAAUUUAUUUUUUCAAAAAAAUUAAAUGCAAGGAUAUCACUUUUAUUGCAACAAAAAAUGGCCAACAAAGAGUUUUACACACAAGUAAAAGUUCGAAAUAAUGUCGCAUCUUGGGGAAUAUUUCCAGUAUACCUGCCAUUAUUAAAUCCUAAUUUUGAUUCAAAGAACUAACAACCCCAAAACACAGAUGCAAUUUAAUAUUAUUGGCACUUAAAUACCGCCAUUAAAAUUUUUGCAAUUUAAGAUUACCGAUAUUAUUUCCAGUUUUUAGUGUUACCUUUAUUUGUCUAUUUUUCGUUGUAUUGUUGCAAUGAUUUUUUUUGGGAAAAUAAAUUUUAUUUGCACUUAUAUCGCAAACCGCUCUCUAGCGGCAAUACAAGUGAAAUCAAUCCGGUCAUGGCAUGGUCUAAUAACAGCGACAAUUUUUUCGAAAUAGGGCGGAGUAAGUUAAAAAAAAUAUAAGUUCGUGUUUGCAUUGCUUGAUCAUUUUGUUAUUUUAAUCUAAGUGCAAAAUGGUAACUGAGCUUUUAUCAAAAUUGAAUUGGUACAAUCCGUCCAUCAAUUUUUUUUACAUUAAGGUAAUUUAAAUAAGUUUUCAACGCACUGCAUUUUUUGCAUUCGCAAUUUAUUUCACGGGGUCGCUUUUAAUUAUAACAUCCUCACCAUUGACCUACUUAACAACAGUUCCACCCGUAUCAUCGUAUUGUUUUUGAAUAAACGAGUGGGCGGGCGUCGCCACCUUGAUUUGUCUAUUUUUAUUUCGGGCACUCACGGACUUGAAUCACCCGAGAAAUAUUUUCGCAUAUUUUCACGUUUUUACGGGAUCCCCUCCCUCCUCACCCGUCCCCCGAAGUCCCCAGGAAUGCCGGGAACAAUCCUUAUUGCGACGUUGUCGAUUCCCCGAAAAUGUUUAAACAAAAAUGUUCAGUAGUUUUCGCGCUUGUGGAAGGAUCGGUACCAGAAUAUCGGUACAUAACCCUAGUUACUGACAUUUUGUUGUUGUUUUGGCGUGGGGGGAAUUAGUUUCGUUUUGAUGGUGGCGGCUUUGGUCCCUAGAAAAUGCGACUGGAUGUUAUUGAAGAUUACCAGGAUUACAGCGAUGGCGACGAGAGUGAUGUCGUGGACGACGAUCCUUUGGAAGAGGAACCUCUUAGUGACCCGUCCACCUAUGAUAAUAGUACCAAGGAUUCCUCCGAUAACGCACCAUUAAAGCGAUUAGAAACCGGUUCCGGAGACUGCACGGUUUGGCCGGUGAGGCCGAGCCUAUUCCCGAACAUUCCGCCUUACAUUAAGUUUAGAUCCCACGACACGGAAACAGCUUACAAAGUGCCUGUAGGUAGAAAAUUUUUCAAAUGGAAGCUCAGCACCAUCACCCCCAUCAUAGUUAGGAAAACGCUUACAAACUCGGGUUUCGCGUUGGUUAGAAAAACAAACCAAUGGCUCGGCACGUGGGGCAAACACAUGAAGUCUCCCAUGUUUAAGACGCUGAAGGAGACGCAGAAGCUGAAUCAUUUUCCCGGAACCUUCCAGCUCGGCCGGAAAGACCGGCUUUGGCGCAAUUUUCAACGGAUGAUUAGCAAACACGGACUUAAAGAAUUCGGAUUUCUACCUCACACCUAUAUACUACCUCAGGAAAUGAAAUUACUGAAACAAAAUUGGGAGUUUAAAAACGGCAACGGCAACGAAAUGUGGAUUAUUAAACCCCCCGCAUCGGCCAGAGGCGUGGGCAUUAAAGUGAUAAACAAAUGGUCUCAGCUUCCCAAAAAGACAUCCCUGGUGGUCCAAAAAUACAUAAGCAACCCUUAUCUUAUCAAUGGCAGCAAGUUCGAUCUUAGGCUUUACGUUUUAGUAACGAGCUUCCACCCUUUAAGGAUAUACCUUUAUCCCGAAGGGCUAGCCAGAUUUGCGAGUGCCAAAUACAGCGACGACGCCAAAGAUUUAAAAGAUCGAUAUAUGCACCUCACCAACUAUAGUAUAAACAAAUUGUCCAGUCAGUAUACGACGAACGAGGACGCGAACGCGUGUCAAGGUCACAAAUGGACCCUGUCCAAGCUCAUGGAAUACUUGCAUUCGGAAGGUGUGGACACGAAGGGUUUGUGGAAAAACCUGCAGCAGCUCGUGAUUAAGACCAUUAUAUCGUCCGAAUCGUUAAUCACUCCACUCUGCGAGGAUAAUAUGAACAGUUUCUAUAAUUGCUACGAACUGUUUGGUAUAGACGUCCUCCUCGACGAACAUCUAAAGCCUUGGUUACUCGAGGUGAAUAUAUCCCCGAGUUUGCACAGUGCCUCGCCCCUAGACGCUCACGUCAAAGGUCCCCUGGUUCAGACGCUGUUCGACAUGGCCCAAUUUCACUUUCCGAUUAAGCUGGGCCAGAACGUGAAGACAGCGCCGCAGUGCUUCGAUUCGAAAAUUUACUGCAGAACGUUGACAAAGAGGGAGCGCAACAAGCACACGUACUUUACAGAGUUCGAGGGCCGGGAGGACUACGUCCACGAUAUCCUCGUAGAUUUAACGGGCGACGACGUGCGGCACCUGACCAGGGCGGAGGACGAAUACGUGGUGAAAGGGAAGUUCGAGCGGAUAUUUCCGACUGCACAUACCCACAAGUAUUUAGAUUUCAUGGAGGUGAGGUAUUAUAAUCGUCUGUUCGACGCGUGGGAGUCGCGGUACGCGUCCAGGAGAGAGGACGGAAUUGCUCUGCUGCGGACCCUCUGCGCGCAGAAAGUGCACCUGAAGGUGGCGUCGCCGUGCCUGUUGGAGAAGAACUCGCCGAAUACGAUCCAUGGGGUGGAGAUCAAAGGGCAACGUCCGUCGGUGGAAGGUCAGACGAAUGGUGUUCGUGAGAUGCCAGUUUUAGGUCAAACGCCUACCCUUAGCGAAAAGCGGCUUAUAUCAGGCGAAAACGCAAAGAUCAGCAUAAACUGCCGAGACUGCUAAACCUUUUUGGAACCAGCAGAGCCAAUAAAAUUAUAGUUCAAUUUUUCUCGUUUAUAACGUUUCGUUUUUUUUUGCAUUUAUUUGUAUUAAACUAUUCUCAAUUAUUUUUAUUUGUAACUUAUUUAGCGAUUAUUGUAUUUUUAUGAUGUUUCAAUAACAAAAAAUUAAUA